UUAUAAGAGGAGAGCUGUUUUUGUGUUUGCAGUUUUUCUGUUGGAGUUUAGGGUUUAGUAAGAGGAGAGGUUCGACAAUUGAUUAUGUUUGCUUCUAGAGUUUCAAGAAUCGGAGUUUUGAUACUCAAACAACUCUCCGGAGGCAAAGCCACAGCCAUAAGCAGAGCAGGAUAUAAUACGAGCAGUUGUUACAACCAAUACUUGCAACCUCUGUUUGAUCAACAGUCUGAAACUAAGUUGUUGCGGGGAGCCAUAUUUCACAAGCAUCAUCUUUUUUCUACCGUUAGUGCCAGCGAUUCUUCAAAUGAAGGGAUUGAGCAGAAAGAAAAGAUAUCUGUGACAUUUGUUGAUAAGGAUGGAGAGGAAAUACAUAUUAAGGUUCCUACUGGAAUGUCUAUGCUAGAAGCUGCCCAUGAAAAUGAUAUAGAUCUUGAAGGAGCAUGUGAAGGUUCACUUGCCUGUUCAACAUGUCAUGUGAUUGUGAUGGAUAUGGACUAUUACAACAAAUUAGAAGACCCAACUGAUGAGGAAAAUGAUAUGUUGGACUUGGCCUUUGGGCUUACGGAAACUUCUCGCUUGGGUUGUCAAGUGAUUGCAAAACCUGAACUUGAUGGAAUUCGUUUAGCUAUUCCAGCUGCCACCCGAAACUUUGCUGUUGAUGGCUAUGUUCCUAAACCACACUAGAGAUGCUACAAUGCUUCUGGAAGAGUUGAUUGGAUGCUACGUUUAACAUCCCAGUUUUGUAACUCCUGUAUUUUAUUGGACCAAUGAGCACAACUUGAGUCCUAUUAUUUAUUUAUUUAUUACUAAUACUGAUUAUGGGUUUGGAGCCUAUUCUCGAACUCUCUCUGACAUAAUAUUUACAGUUUGAUCUCCAUAGUCUAGGGUCAGUUAUUUUUA
Prunus mume (Japanese apricot) is the source of this 900-nucleotide messenger RNA. RefSeq lists its product as uncharacterized. Gene Ontology annotation, molecular function: electron transfer activity; 2 iron, 2 sulfur cluster binding. NCBI's taxonomy places the organism in Eukaryota, Viridiplantae, Streptophyta, Magnoliopsida, Rosales, Rosaceae. The record is from RefSeq and is a predicted model, not a curated record. Gene Ontology annotation, cellular component: mitochondrion. Gene Ontology annotation, biological process: P450-containing electron transport chain.